Molecule: messenger RNA, 7234 nt
Organism: Seriola aureovittata
Lineage: Eukaryota; Metazoa; Chordata; Actinopteri; Carangiformes; Carangidae
Gene: specc1la
Product: sperm antigen with calponin homology and coiled-coil domains 1-like a
Exons: 16
Coding region: 319-3669 (1116 amino acids)
Biological process (GO): actin cytoskeleton organization
Cellular component (GO): microtubule organizing center; filamentous actin
Molecular function (GO): protein binding
Source: RefSeq, a predicted model, not a curated record
AGAAGUCAUUUAGAGACAACAGUAAAUGAAGCAGUGGAUAUUUAAACAUCCUGGAGGCAGUAAACUGUCCCUCUUCACGGAGGAUGAUGCUGAGGUGAUGCAACCAGAGGAGGGGGAGAGGAUCAUCCGGCUGCUGCCAACAGAAAGGAGCUGACAUCCGAAACCGAUGCUGCCCGCUGGCGUCUCAAAUUUGUGGGAUUAGCGAAUUGUUAGCGACCGCAAAUGGACUUUCAUUGGACUUUUAUUACUGUCUCUAAAAUGAAACAUUAGCAGAACCUCAGAUUGAGCUGUAAAUGCAUCGGCGUCAGAGAGCUCAGUAUGAAGAAGUCGGUGCGGCCAGCGGUGAGUAAGGUGAGCGGAGAUCGAGGGAAGGCUGAGGCCGCGGCCGGCGCUGGCACCGGAAAGCCCGCAGCCAAGACCGGCACCACAGCACCUCUUUCCAAGGUGAAAAGCAAUGAUGAUCUUUUAGCAGCAAUGGCCGGAGGGAACCCUGCAUCAAGUAGUGCUGUCGCCAAGACCAAGAGGACCGCCUCCAUUGGGACUAGUGCUAACAACCUCGACAACAAGCCAAAGACAACAUCAGGUACUUCGUCCAAGCGUACGACAUCCGCGACUUCCAGGGAGCCAAAUUCAUCACGAGACCGUCUUCGGACAUCCAGGACAUCAGCUGCUAAGAAGCAGUUGGUAUCAGGGACUGUAACGGGGGAUGUGGCCUCAGGGAAGCGCUCUCGCAGCCAGAUCCUCACAGAGUCUGAGGGCCGUAUGAGCAAGUCCAAAUCAGACGGCCAGAUCAGUGAUAAGGUGGCUUUGGAGGCUAAAGUAAAAGACUUGUUGGGGUUGGCUAAAAGCAAAGAUGUGGAGAUCCUACACCUGCGCAGUGAGCUAAGGGACAUGAGGGCCCAGCUUGGUCUGGGAGGGAAAGAAGUGCCGCCUGAGGAAGAAGCUGGGGAGGAAGAGAAGCCCCAGGUUUCAGCCAUCACAGCCGCUGAUGUGGAGUCCACUCUGAUUCUCUUACAAGAGCAGAACCAGGCCAUCAGAGAGGAGCUCAACCUGCUGAAGAGUGAGAACCGCAUGCUGAAAGACCGUCUGAACGCACUGGGCUUCUCUCUGGAGCAGAGGCUGGACGGCUCUGACAAGCUGUUCAACUACGCCUCCCUGAGCCCCGACCACCUGGCAGCCGGCAGUGUGCAGAGCGAUGGUGGGGGCACGGGUACACUGACUUCCUCAGUAGAAGGCUCUGCCCCGGGCUCUUUGGAGGAUCUGCUCACAGGACACCAACAUGGAGGCUCGGCGGACAACCUCGACAGUGAAUCCAGCGAGGUUUACCAGGCCGUCACCUCCAGCGAUGAUGCUCUGGAUGCCCCCUCUGGAGCCUCCUCGUCAUCUGAGUCGGAGUGCGCACCCAGCAGAGAGCGCUCGCGGAGGGGCAGCAGCGGAAAUGCCAGUGAGGUGUCGGUGGCCUGUCUGACGGAGCGCAUCCACCAGAUGGAAGAGAACCAACACAGCACCGCUGAGGAGCUCCAGGCCACUCUGCAGGAGCUGGCCGACCUGCAGCAAAUCACACAGGAGCUGAACGGGGAGAACGAGCGGCUCGGCGAGGAGAAGGUGAUCCUCAUGGACUCCUUGUGCCAGCAAAGUGACAAGCUGGAGCUCUACGGUCGCCAGAUCGAGUACCUGCGCUCUCUUCUGGAUGAGCAUCAUAUAUCUUACGUGCUGGAGGAAGAUAUCAAGAGUGGCCGCUACAUGGAGCUGGAGCAGCGCUAUGGAGACCUGGCAGAUAAUGCCCGCUUCGAGAGAGAGCAGCUGCUGGGCGUGCAGCAACACCUGUCCAACACGUUAAAGAUGGCUGAACAGGACAACGCCGAGGCCCAGGAGAUGAUCGGAGCGCUGAAGGAGAGGAACCACCAGAUGGAGCGCAUCAUGGAAUCGGAGAGACAGGAUCGGACCGCCAUGGCGGCCGCACUCGAGGAGUACAAGGCAGCAGUGAGCAGCGACCAGGCGGAGCUGAGCCGCUGCAGAGCCCAGCUGGACCAGGAGAGGCAGAGGGUGGCCGAGCUGUACUCCCUUCACACGGCGGGGGACAAAAAUGACAUCUGCCAGCUGCUGGAAGGAGUUCGGCUGGGGAAGGAGGAGGCUGAGGCCAAGGCUGCUAAGAUGCAGGAGGAGGUGGAACAAGCUCACAGUGAACUCAACAGGAUGCAGGACACUUUCACUAAGCUGGACAGGGAGUACAGAGACUUCCAGGAGCAGGUGCAGCAGCAGAUGGCCGAGCAGGAGCGCAUGCUGGAGAAGCAGCGUGUGGAGCUUCAGGAGAAGGAGACGGAGAUCGCCGACAUGAAGGAGACCAUCUUUGAGCUGGAGGAUGAGGUGGAGCAGCACCGAGCUCUGAAACUCCACGACAACCUCAUCAUCACAGACCUCGAGAACUCUGUGAAGAAGCUGCAGGACCAGAAGCACGACAUGGAGCGAGAGAUUAAGAUUCUUCACCGCAGACUAAGGGAGGAGUCAAUGGAGUGGCGUCAGUUCCAGGCUGAUCUGCAGACAGCUGUUGUCAUUGCUAAUGACAUCAAGUCGGAAGCUCAGGAGGAGAUUGGGGACUUGCGGCGCCGGCUGCAGGAAGCGCAGGAGAAGAAUGAGAAGCUGAGCAAAGAGCUGGACGAGGUCAAGAGCCGCAAGCAGGAGGAGGAGAGAGGCCGAGUGUAUAACUACAUGAACGCAGUGGAGAGAGACCUGGCUGCUCUCAGACAGGGGAUGGGUCUCAGCCGGCGUUCCUCCACCUCCUCAGAGCCCUCGCCCACUGUCAAGACACUCAUCAAGAGCUUCGACAGUGCCUCACAAGGUCCAGCUUCCAAUGGUGCCUCUGUGACUCCAACAGCCCCGGCUACCCCGCUGCCACGCACCCCCCUCAGUCCCAGUCCCAUGAAGACGCCUCCUGCAGCUGCUGUUUCACCCAUACAGAGACACUCGAUCUCUGGGUCUAUGUCAGCACCCAAACCGCUCUCCUCACUGAGUGACAAGAGGCCCAGCUACACAGACAUCACCAUGCCAGCUGAGCACCUUCUCAGGGGAACCUCGGCUAGCCGACCUCCGUCUGUCCUCCAGAGGGUUUCCAACAUGGACUCCACCAAGGCAAUCUCAGUGUCCCGCAGGAGCAGUGAGGAGAUAAAGAGGGACAUGUCGGCCCCAGACGGUGCCUCCUCAUCCUCCCUGAUGGCUAUGAGUGCAGCGUCCUCUCCUCUCUCCCUGUCCUCCUCCUCUCCCACCGCCUCCAUCACCCCCACAGCGCGCAGCCGUCUAAGAGAGGAGAGGAAGGACCCGUUGUCGGCACUGGCCAGAGAAUAUGGAGGGUCCAAGAGAAAUGCUUUGCUGAAGUGGUGCCAGAAGAAGACUGAGGGUUACCAGAACAUUGACAUCACAAACUUCAGCAGCAGCUGGAACGAUGGCUUGGCCUUCUGCGCCGUGCUCCACACCUACCUGCCUGCACACAUCCCCUACCAGGAGCUCACCAGCCAAGAGAAGAGGAGAAAUUUUACGUUAGCUUUCCAGGCUGCAGAGAGUGUGGGCAUCAAAUGCACUUUGGACAUAAAUGAGAUGGUGCACACAGAGAGGCCGGACUGGCAGAGUGUCAUGACGUACGUCACAGCCAUCUACAAGUACUUUGAGACCUGACUUUGCCGCCUCACCCUUCCUGCUCCUGCAGCACAGUCAGUGCCACGCCAGCCCUCCUGAGCUCUCCGCAACCUUCAACACCACAGUCAACUGUUAUACCUCACUGACCCCGCCCUCACUCCACAGCUACACCCAGUCACAGCUGCAUGCUGGUCAUCAGUAUUUAGCAACACUAAAGGCACACCACAACCUGACUGGACACAACAGCUACACCCUCCUCCCAGUACAGCACAGGAGAGGCUUUUUGUAGAGUAAGGGCUUGCCUGUAUGUCUGCUGUUACACUAGGAAGUCAUUAGACGCUAGUGACAAAAAAUGGUGAACUGACCAGCAAUGAAAUCCUCUACAUCAUCUUUGCCUUCAGUUCACAUCUGAAGGAGCAGCAUGGAGAAGAAACCAAGUCUGAGUGCCUUCUGCCCGGCUCUUCCUCACAAAUACUCUUCCACACUUCACCCAGUUUCCAGUCUGUUAAAGGGGAAUUCUGGCAAAUCUUUGCUACUUUACAACAGGAGAAGUUUUGAGUAAUAAUCAGUGUUUUUCCUUUUUUUUUUUUUUUUUCUUUUUCUGUUGUUGAUUUUGAAUAUUUUGUAGAAACGUGGGCUCCUGCGGAACAACAAACCAAAAUUUAGAAAUGUUGGAAUUUCCCCCACAACCAUGAAAACCUUUGAUAGUAAUUCAGACAGACGCAGCCUUUUUUGCACCAAGUCUUCCACACGUUACAGUACGAUACUGAUGCCUCUCUUUCAAUGGAUAAAGUGCCUGUGUGAGUUUUGAUGCGGGGGAGCAGGAGAUGAGUUCUUCUGUGGGCCAAACCUCUGCAGAGGCAGCAUGGAAGUGUCUUCUCACUACAGUCUGUGAAGCUGAAGAAUCAAUGAGUUGUUGCCAAAUAUGUUUCAGAGCCUUUCGAUUGCUUUUUUUUUUUUUUUUUUGGGUCAUUGGAACAGACUGAUGCUGCAGACAGAUACUACAUCAGCGUCUGAUCAUGACUGACUGAUUUUCAAGCACAGAAAUAUGCUACAUGCUACAACACAAACACACUCUGGUGGUUUUUCACUACUAGAUUCAUGAAGGUGGACUAAUAGUCAUUUGGUGUGUAUGGAGUUCUUAACACUAAUCUUACAACUGUAUAAUAUGAGUGUUUGCAUUUUGUAGGCCUGCACUUAGACUUCAUUAGGCACAUACAGCACACAGCAUCAGAUCAUCAAAACCAGAAUGAGUGAGUAGAAUAUAGUUUUUUCUCAUAGCGUGUGUUUUGUUUGACAAGACAAGUUCUGUUUAGAUCGGAGAGCCUAAAACUUCAUCAGCCUCAGGCUUUAAUUAAGAAAAAUAGACUCUCACCCAGGAGUUUCAUGUUGGAAAGAUGUGCUCUAGUUUUUGGGAAAAAGCAAAGACGGAUUCACAGGUGAAGACUUGUGUUUGUGGGGCAAUGCACCAUCUCAUUAAAGGUAAUAAUUCAGUUUAUUGGGAAGUACAGUUUUUCACUUUCUGGCAGAGUUAGAUGAGAAGAUUGAUAAAACUCUCAUGUCUGUACAGUGCACAUGAAGCUAGAGCCUGCAGCUGCUUAGCUUAUCUUUGCAUAAAGACAGGAAUCAGGGAGAAACAGCCAGUCUGGCUUUUUCCAAACGUAACAAAAUCUGCCUGCCAGCACCUCUAAAGCUCACUAAUGACCACAGUAUAACAAAAACGUGAGCGUAAAAAUGACAAGUUGUCAUUUCACGGGUGGUUAUGUGCUGGACUUUUUCUUGGCUGGAAGCAGUGAUGUUGACAGAGCCAGACGAGCUGUUUCCAGUCCUCAUGCUAAGCUGAUAUAUUUAUUACAGAUUUGACUUACAAACAUGAGUGGUAUCCAUCUUCACAUCUAACUUGUGGCAAGGAAGCAAAUAAUCACAUUUCCCAAAAUGUCAACCUAUUUCCAGCAAAUGCAAAAUUGCAAAACCUUUUUUUUUUUUUUUUUUUUUUUUUUUUUGCACAUGAAUGACACAAUAUUCAUUUUUCCACUGACUAACUGUGUGUUGAUGCUGAUGCUGUGGUAGACAGGUAGUUUUUGAAAUUGUUAGUAUGACUAUCACUAUAGAGAAACUUUAUAGCACAGUGUCAUUUAAAAUGUCUGAUUUCAGUCACUGCAGAGCUGCUGCUGACUGCUGUGAGUGAAUUGUGCCUCAACACACCAAGUUCACUGUAUUUAUUUGCAUGGUUUCCAAUCCAAUCAUUGUAGCGAGGUCAUUUGCUUUAUUUGUGUGUAUAUGAAUUUAUUCCACAGACAGUGAGUAGCUGCACUGAGAUAAGCUUUUUUUUUAUUCCACACUAAACUCCUGCCUUAACAGUUCAGCCGAAGCUUCUGCCAGUGAAACUGUGACGCUUCAUCUUUCCUCACCGGGCGCGUGUGUCGCCGUGGAAACGGUUUCUGGAACAAGGUGCUUCUUGUUUGUGCCUCUUCAGGAACACCAAUAGUGAAUGGUGGUCAUGGACUAUUUUUUGGGGAAGUUGGUCGAAUUCCCUCGUGUGUCUGGUGAAGGUGACUACACUCUUGUUUUGAUCUGGAUCAGAUGAAGCUGGUAUCCAUAGCAACACAUCAGAAACCACAAUUUGUACAGCCGCUUCUGACACUCAGUGAUUUAAAGUUAGCACAAGAGCCUGCAGCAGUGGCGGCCUCUGUUCGUGUGCGAGUGAGUUAUUUAAUGACGUUUGAAAGCAUCGGCUCUCCGUUGACGGAUCCUGUGAUGCCAUAACGCUGAGGAUCAUCAGCCAACAGGUUUAUUGUGUUCUGCUCGAUUCCACCACUGGCCCACUUGUUUUACGGCUCCCGGCAGAAACAUGUGAGAGCCACAGAAUGAUUGUGAAGCCUGUCCAUCCUGGAAGCGGAAUGUGUUUUGAUCACGCUGUAGUGAUCCCGGGACUUCACGAGGUCCUCCGUGUGCCGACGUGGAGUGAUUGAUGAGCAGUGAGCCCGGCCUGCUGAGGAGAGAGAGAGAGAGAGAGAGAGAGAGAGAGAGCAGAGACGGCACAUUCCACCUCCACACAAUGCAGCCACGAGGGACGUGUUACAGUGUUUGUUGAUGCCCUUUAAGUGUACGGCUUUACCACGAGGCAAAUGUGAACAUGUGCAUUAUGACUUAAUUGGGUCCACUUCAUCAUGCUACAUUCAUUUUUCUUUGUUUACUUGAAGAUGCUCUGAGAAUUCCACUGAACCUGCUUUAAUUUGUCUUUUUGUUUCCAUGUUGCCUUGUUUUUGUUUUUUUAACAAUCCAUGCUACAUUCGUUUUUGGUGUGAAGUUAUUUUUUUUUUUCAAGAGGAAAUCCUGAUCACACUACAUGCAGUGCUGAAAUGUUCCCAUGUCAAAGUUAAAGCUGAAUGAAUAAACGCGUUUGGGUGUGUGUGUAUGUAUGUGUGUGUGUGUGUGUGCGUGUUUGUGUGUGUCUGUGUGUGUAAAGGGACUAAGCUACAGUAUUAAGUGCACACAAUGAUGAUAAUCAGUUGUAAAAAAAAAAAAAAAAAAAAAAAUGCUGUCUGGUUUUAUGUUGCUUUAUUUUUUCUGGCAAUAGUUAUUAAAGACCAUUUGAAGCAGC